Aspergillus puulaauensis is the source of this 1356-nucleotide messenger RNA. RefSeq names its product mandelate racemase/muconate lactonizing enzyme family protein (gene LGD1). The coding region runs from base 1 to 1356 and encodes 451 amino acids. The record is from RefSeq and is a predicted model, not a curated record. Gene Ontology annotation, biological process: amino acid catabolic process; carbohydrate catabolic process. The transcript has 4 exons. Lineage: Eukaryota; Fungi; Ascomycota; Eurotiomycetes; Eurotiales; Aspergillaceae. Gene Ontology annotation, molecular function: magnesium ion binding; L-fuconate dehydratase activity.
AUGGUGAAGAUCACGGGCUUCAUCACGCGAGACGUGAGGUUUCCGACCUCCCUCGAUAAAACCGGCUCCGAUGCCAUGAACGCCGCAGGCGAUUACUCCUCAGCAUACUGCAUCCUGUACACUGACUCCCCAUACUCCGGACACGGCAUGACAUUCACCAUCGGCCGCGGAAACGAAAUCGUCUGCGCAGCCAUCGAGCUCCUCGCGCCUCUCGUAGUCGGCAAAGACCUCGACGAGUUCACAUCCAACUGGGGCAAGACAUGGCGAUAUCUCGUCUCCGACAGCCAGCUUCGGUGGAUCGGGCCUGAGAAGGGUGUUAUUCAUCUUGCUCUAGGCGCGGUCGUGAAUGCGCUCUGGGAUCUAUGGGCCAAGGUCCUCAACAAGCCUGUUUGGAGGAUCGUUGCUGAUAUGACGCCCGAGGAGUAUGUCAGCUGCAUUGACUUCCGGUAUAUCACUGAUGCGAUCACGCCGGAGGAGGCCAUUGCGCUGCUCAAGGAGGUUGAGGGUGGUAAGGCGGAGCGGAUUAAGGAGGCGGAGCAGAGCAAGGCUGUGCCGGCUUAUACUACUAGUGCUGGUUGGUUGGGGUAUGGGGAGGAGAAGCUGAAGGCACUUUUGAAGCAGAGUGUUGAUGAAGGGUAUAAGCACUUUAAGCUCAAGGUUGGGGGGAACCUUGAGGAUGAUCGGAGGCGGUUGGCGAUUGCCCGUGAUGCUAUUGGGUACGAUAAGGGAAAUAUCCUGAUGGUCGAUGCUAACCAGGUAUGGUCUGUCCCAGAGGCAAUCGACUGGAUGAAGAACCUCGCCGAGUUCAAGCCCUGGUUCAUCGAAGAACCAACAUCCCCAGAUGACAUCCUCGGCCACGCUGCAAUCAAGAAGGCCCUAGAGAACACCCCCUACGGCCCAAUCGGCGUCGCCACCGGUGAGAUGUGCCAGAAUCGCGUGAUCUUCAAGCAGCUCCUGCAGGCGGGAGCCCUGACGGUUCUUCAAGCGGAUGCAUGCCGUGUUGGCGGUGUUAACGAGGUUCUUGCCAUCCUCCUGCUUGCAAGGAAGUUUGGCGUGCCGAUUGUUCCUCACUCUGGUGGUGUGGGAUUGCCCGAGUACACGCAGCACCUGAGCACGAUCGACUACGUUGCUGUUACUGGGAAGAAGAGUGUACUUGAGUAUGUUGACCAUCUGCAUGAGCACUUCCUGCACCCGUCCAGCGUGAAGGAUGGGUACUAUGCUACCCCGCUAGAGCCGGGAUAUAGUGUGGAGAUGAAGCCGGGGAGUAUGGAUCGGUUCUCAUUCCCCGGUGAGGAGGGUAAGAGUUGGUGGAAGUCGGAAGAGGCCAAGGUCAUUUUGGAGGGACCGAGGAUAUAG